AUGGAGAAGAUAUCAAUGGCUGCCACAAAGAAAAAGGUGAGCAAGUAUGUACCUGAUGACAUUGUCUUCAUGAUUCUAUCAAAACUGCCUAUUAAAUCUUUGAAACGAUUCGAAUGUGUUCGUAAAUCAUGGUCUCUCUUGAUUGAAAAUACUAGUUUCAUGAACAUGUUUCAUAACAAUUUAUUAUCUAAUUUGUAUUAUUGUUCUUAUUAUGACCAAGCAUCUCUCUUCAUGCUGGUUCAUGGACUAACAAGAAAAGAUUAUUUCUAUUCUUUUUCUAUAGAGAAGUUUGAGAGUAAAGUCAAAUUAGAUUUAUCAAAUCCAUUUGAGGACCAAGAGGAUUACCUUGAAAAUAUUUGUAUUUUUGGUUUUAGUAAUAUUAAUGGUACAUUUUUUCUCUAUCAAGAUGGAUCUUGCAAAAUUGUUAUAUUAUGGAACCCGAGUAGAGAUGAAUUCAACCACAUUCCUCCAAGUCCGAUUGAAUCAACUCUCUCGAGGGAUGCUAGGUAUUCUUCCCCACCGGAUGUAUAUGUAGACCCUAUAUGGGAGAUAUAUAGCUUGAAAAGUAAUUCCUGGAGAAAACUUGAUCUGAACAUGCCGCAUUCUAUUAUGGGAACUAAGGAUGCAAGACUCUAUAUGGAUGGAAUGUGUCAUUGGUUGUGUCGACAUCGUAGUAGUCCUUUUACACCAUGUUUGACAUCAUUUUACUUGAGCAAAGAAGAGUUUUUUGUAACAUCCAUACCAGAUGAUUGUUUUGUUGUUGGAGAAAAAGAGGUAUACUUGGCGAUGUUAAAUGAAUUCAUAGCUCUACUCGAUAUGAUGGAAAUGGUUUUCACAUAUCAAUAUUGGGUGAACUCGGUAGAAAAGAAUCGUGGAUUUUGCUCUUCGUUGUUGGGCCAUUGUCUUGCAUUUCACCUUGGUUAUGAAGAAGAGGCUUGUAGUUUUCCUAGCCGAGUAAUAGUUUACAAGGAAAGCAUUCUUCCAAUUGAAGGAAUAAGUAGUUAA
Molecule: messenger RNA, 1005 nt
Organism: Vicia faba (fava bean)
Lineage: Eukaryota; Viridiplantae; Streptophyta; Magnoliopsida; Fabales; Fabaceae
Source: the annotation of a GenBank genome assembly